AUGCUUGAAGUCGAGGUCGGCUGUGAAGCUCGGUGCAUGAAGGGACUAGCAACCAGCAGCUUUAGACGCCCUUUUGAGGCUGUCUCAGUCCGUGUCGAUCUCAUUACAACUGAACUUUCUUGGCUGCAAUCGUCGGCAAAGCGCGAGCAGGAAUGUAAUUAUAGUGGCCUUUCAAAUGGCAAUCUUUCACGUGCACUGCACACAAAAACGUGA
This is a messenger RNA of Protopolystoma xenopodis, 213 nucleotides long. Lineage: Eukaryota; Metazoa; Platyhelminthes; Monogenea; Polystomatidea; Polystomatidae. The record is from the annotation of a GenBank genome assembly.